UCUUUACAAUUUUAUUAGGUCUAUCAGAAAUAACCAAUCAGAUUAGCAUUCCUUUACCUAGUCUUCUUAUCGCGGACAAACAGUAAGAGUAGGCUGCGCGUCCCCAUUGGAUCCAGAUAUUACUCAAUGAAAUCGAACAACUUUGAAUAACAGACGCGUAUGGAGAAGUUGAUGCAAACAUUUUCCGUAGAAUAGAUCGCUUGUAAAAUAUGAAAUAUAUUCUAGUAACCGGUGGUGUGAUCAGCGGAGUCGGCAAAGGUGUUAUUGCAAGUUCAUUUGGUACUAUACUUAAACAUUGCAAUAUUCAUGUGACAUCUAUCAAGAUAGAUCCUUACAUAAAUAUCGAUGCCGGCACCUUUUCUCCAUACGAACACGGAGAAGUAUAUGUGUUGGAUGAUGGUGGAGAGGUAGAUCUUGAUUUAGGAAACUAUGAACGUUUCCUAGAUAUUACUUUACACAGAGACAAUAAUAUCACAACAGGUAAAAUUUAUCAACAUGUAAUAUCAAAGGAGAGACGUGGCGAUUACUUGGGAAAAACAGUUCAAGGCAUAGUAAUACCACAUAUAACAGAUGCCAUUCAAGAAUGGGUUGAAAGAGUUGCAAAACAAUCUGUAACAAAGGAUGGUGAUAAACCAGAUGUUUGCAUUAUUGAAUUAGGUGGAACCAUAGGAGAUAUUGAAGGAAUGCCUUUUGUAGAAGCUUUUAGGCAAUUUCAAUUUAGAGUAAAAAAAGAAAACUUCUGUUGUGCACAUGUAUCAUUAGUGCCACAACCAAAAUCUACAGGAGAACCAAAAACAAAACCGACUCAAUCCAGUGUGAGAGAAUUACGUGGUUUGGGUUUGUCUCCUGAUCUCAUAGUUUGUAGAUCUGAACUACCAAUAGGCGAUUGUGUGAAAGAAAAAAUUUCGAAUUUUUGUCAUGUUGCUCCUGAACAGGUGAUAACAAUCCAUGAUUUGUCAUCUAUAUAUCGUGUUCCUUUGUUGAUGGAAUCUCAAGGUGUUAUUGAAUUCCUAAAUGACAGGUUACAAUUAAAUAUCGGAACGCCACGUCCCCGAUAUUUUAUGCGAAAAUGGAGAGAUUUGGCGGAUCGCACUGAUCAUUUACGAAAAGAAGUAAACAUCGCGUUAGUUGGAAAAUAUACAAAAUUAGAAGACUCCUAUGCAUCAGUCACAAAAGCAUUGCAACAUGCUUGUAUUCAAGUUGGCUACAAACUCAAGUUAACAUAUAUAGAGGCUGAUAAUUUAGAACACAAUACAAAAGCAAUAGAUCCUGUACUAUACCAUGAAGCCUGGCAUCAACUUUGUAGAAGCAAUGGUGUUAUAGUACCAGGUGGAUUUGGUAAAAGGGGUAUGCUGGGAAAGAUGGAAGCAUGUGGAUGGUGUAGAACAAAUGACAAACCUUUUCUUGGUAUUUGUUUGGGCUUACAAGUGGCGGUAGUUGAGUUCGCAAGAAAUGUUUUAGGCAUAGAGGAUGCAAAUAGUAUAGAAAUUGAUCCAGAAACUGAUCAUCCCCUCGUUAUAGAUAUGCCUGAAUAUAAUCCAGAACAAAUGGGUGGAACCAUGAGGCUUGGAAAAAGAUGCACUCGAUUUACAGAAAAUAAUUCUCUCAUAAAGCAGCUGUAUGGCAAUAAGAAUUUUAUAGAAGAAAGACAUAGGCAUCGAUAUGAAAUUAAUCCCAAGUAUAUUGAUGAUUUAGAAGCAGCUGGAUUGAAAUUCGUAGGUCAUGAUGAGGAAAAUUUACGUAUGGAAAUAGCAGAAUUGGAAGGACAUAGUUACUAUGUUGCAACGCAAUUCCACCCAGAAUAUUUGUCUAGACCGUUAAAACCUUCACCCCCAUUCUUAGGAUUAAUUUUGGCCAGUGUUGGUAAAUUAAAACAUUACUUAGCCAAAGGUUGUAAACUUUCACCUCAAGUGGUCAGUGAUAAUGAUUCAGAUACCGAAAAUCUAGUUGAUGAGAUGAAACAACAAAUAAUGAGCGAGGCUAGUAUAAGUGGUAUAAUUAUAUUAAUUUGAGUAAUUAAUAAUGAAGUACUAUUAUGUUCAUAUAUGUACGUAUGUUGAUAUUAAAAAAUUUUUUUAUUUUAGAACAAAGCUUUGGAUACAUAUUCAAAUAUAUGCGUAAUAAUAUAUUA
Bombus huntii is the source of this 2131-nucleotide messenger RNA. RefSeq names its product CTP synthase (gene Ctps). Gene Ontology annotation, molecular function: identical protein binding; CTP synthase activity. NCBI's taxonomy places the organism in Eukaryota, Metazoa, Arthropoda, Insecta, Hymenoptera, Apidae. The record is from RefSeq and is a predicted model, not a curated record. Gene Ontology annotation, biological process: pyrimidine nucleobase biosynthetic process; CTP biosynthetic process. Gene Ontology annotation, cellular component: cytoplasm; cytoophidium.